AUGACGCUUGACGCCCACUCCGAACAGAUCUUUCGAAAGAAAUAUGCGGACAGUCAGGGCCGGAUGGUAGAAUUAUAUCAGCCAAACUGGAUCGAGCGCAAGAUUUUGGUCGAGAUAGGGAGUACCUACCAGCAUAUUGUUCAACGAACCGCCAGUGACUACAUAUUUUUCUAUGGCCUCAGCUUUUGGGAGACAUCCAAUACUGAGUAUACCUUCAUACCGGAACAGGAGACUUGUGCUAUAGAUACAAAGACUCUCACAGCUCUUUCCUCAGCUUUGAGUAACAGGAAGAAAGCCGAGUUGAAAAUAAUCGAGCUGAAAGAACGGGUUGUGACAGUUAAUGAGUGUAUAGAUGUCGGUGCAGAUGGAAUGAACUCGAAAAUAAUUGAGGUGGAGGUAAACGCCGCCGAUAAAUGUAGAACGAGGGACUGUCCAUCAAAAGCUAGAUCCGUUGACUGGGUCCGGGCAAACAAUUCGGAUAAACAGAGAAAGCACAAUCACCCCAGACUCGCAAGGAGCGAGAUGAAUCGCUUACAACUAACAGCUGAGCCUGACGAGGAUGCAGUUGAUGACAAGAGAAAUACGCAGCAGUUUUUCUCUGGUAUGUAA
Molecule: messenger RNA, 609 nt
Organism: Botrytis deweyae
Lineage: Eukaryota; Fungi; Ascomycota; Leotiomycetes; Helotiales; Sclerotiniaceae
Exons: 3
Coding region: 1-609 (202 amino acids)
Source: RefSeq, a predicted model, not a curated record